AUGCCAUCGCCACCCAAGCCCUGGGAACGUGCCGGAGCAGGCGCAUCCACCACCACCACCACCGCAUCCUCCGCCGACUUUGGCUCCUCGUCCCUCUCGUCUGCCUCGCCGGCCGCAUCGUCGUCGCUGGCAUCUUCUGCAGCCGCACCCGCCCUUCCAGACAGACCCUCGACGCUCUCGUCGACUGCCGCCACCUCGGGCGCACUCGGAAGCACGGGCUACGCCUCAUCCCCCUACCGCUCCACAAUCGGCGGUCUCGGAUCCACCUACGGCGGCAUGGGCUCCACGUACGGCACAUCGUACGGCUCUCCCUACUCCCGCUACGGCGGGAUGGGUGGCAUGGGCGGUAUGGGCUACGGCGGCUACGGGGCCGGUAGCUACGGUGGCUACGGCAGCUACGGCGGCUACGGGGGCUACGGCGGAGGCUACGGCAUGGGCAUGGGGAUGGGCAUGGGCGGCAUGGGCAUGCCCGGCAUGGCCGGCCAGCCUGGCGACCCAUCCCUCACCCAGCGCAUGGAGUCUGGCACCGCCGCCACCUUUGAGCUGAUCAGCAGCAUCGUCGGCGCCUUUGGCGGCUUCGCCCAGAUGCUCGAGAGCACCUUUAUGGCGACGCACAGCAGCUUCUUUGCCAUGGUCGGGGUGGCCGACCAGUUUGCCCACCUGCGCAAUUACCUCGGCCAGGUGCUCAGCAUCUUUGCGCUGGCCCGCUUCGUCAAGAACACGGCGCUGCGGCUGGCGGGCAAGGCGCCGCCCGUCGAGCUCGACCCUCGCGAGUUCCGCGACUUUGCGGCCAACGGGGGCGCUGCCGGCGGCGGUGCCAAGGCGCCGCGGCCCAGCAAGCGCCCGCUCGUCGUCUUUUUCCUCGCCGUCAUCGGGCUGCCGUACCUCAUGGGCAAGCUGGUCCGCUUCAUCACGGCCAAGCAGGAGGCCGAGCGGCAGCGGCUGGAGCAGGCGGGGCAGGCGCCCGGCCAGGCGGGCAUGCUGCCCGGCCAGCACGGCGGCGGCAUGAUUGGGCCCAACGGGCAGACGGCCGAGGGCGACGCCGUGGACCCGAGCAAGCUGACGUUUGUGCGCGCCCUGUACGCGUACCCGGCGGCGGACCCGCUGGAGCUGAGCCUGCAGCCCAACGACAUUGUCGCGGUGCUGAGCAAGCACGACCCGCAGACGGGGGCCGAGAGCCAGUGGUGGCGGGGCCGUACGCGCGACGGACGGAUCGGGUGGUUCCCGUCGACGUACGUCGAGUCGCUCGAGACGGCAAAGGAAAAGGCGGCCAAGGCGGCGGCGGCAGCAGCGGCGGCGGCGGGGCAGAGCGCCAAGGUGAUUGAGCCCGAGGACAAGGCCAAGGCCAAGGCGGCGUCGGCGUCGGCGUCUUCUGCCACUGCCGGUGUCAUCAAGGCGACGUGA
Messenger RNA from Pseudozyma flocculosa PF-1, 1404 nucleotides. RefSeq lists its product as uncharacterized. Gene Ontology annotation, molecular function: protein binding. Gene Ontology annotation, cellular component: peroxisomal importomer complex; peroxisomal membrane; peroxisome. Bases 1 to 1404 code for a protein of 467 amino acids. NCBI's taxonomy places the organism in Eukaryota, Fungi, Basidiomycota, Ustilaginomycetes, Ustilaginales, Ustilaginaceae. The record is from RefSeq and is a predicted model, not a curated record. Gene Ontology annotation, biological process: protein import into peroxisome matrix, docking. The transcript is spliced from 2 exons.